AUGGGAGCACAAGCAGAAGAAUAUCAAACACUUCAUAUGGACGAAGUCUUGUCUUCAGAGGCUGAAAAGUCAACGACGUUGACUGAUGAGGAGGCUCAGCCAAAUCUUGAAGAAGUGGAGAAGAUCAUAGGCUAUAGCUUCACCAACAAGGUUUUGUUAAAAGAAGCUUUUACACAUUCUUCUUUUCUGUCCACAGAGCGCUCUGCCUCUUCUUAUGAGCGUUUGGAAUAUGUUGGGGACGCUGUGCUCAAUUUGUUGUUCAGCAGAGAACAAUACAAUUUGUACCCGGACUUGCCACCAGGCAGGUUGACCCGGCUCCGGGCGGCCAAUGUGGAUACCGAGAAGCUUGCACGUGUGGCUAUCAAACACGGGUUGCACCGCUACCUGCGGCACAAGAAACCCUUUCUUGAAGAACAAAUUCGAGAAUUCACCCGAGCGAUUUCGCAUUAUCCACUGCAUUCCAAUGGUCUCAUAGAUGCUCCAAAGAACCUUGCAGACAUUGUUGAAUCAACAAUAGGAGCAGUUUUCAUGGACUGUAACUCAAUUGACACUGUGUGGGAGGCGUUUAAGGAUUUGUUGGAGCCGAUAAUAAAUCCGGGGACGAUAAAGACGCAUCCUGUUACACAGCUUUAUGAAAUAUGCCAAAAGAACAAUCUAAAACUUCGGUUUGUAAAUUUGUGGGAGGAAAGCCACACGGUUGAGGUUUUCAUAAACAAUGAGAUUGUUGGAAGAGGUACUUAUAGUCUUAAAAAGGAAGUUGCACAAAACAGAGCAGCAAAAGAUGCAUUGGACAACAUUUGGAAAGUAUUAGGUGAGGAAAAAGAAAAUGCCCAAGACCAAGAGGCAAAUUGUCAUUCUGGGGAACUACCUGAAAUGAAAAAUCUUAAUGUGUAG
This is a messenger RNA of Prunus dulcis (almond), 894 nucleotides long. Its product is annotated as ribonuclease 3-like protein 3. Gene Ontology annotation, cellular component: nucleus; cytoplasm. The transcript has 3 exons. Bases 1 to 894 code for a protein of 297 amino acids. Gene Ontology annotation, biological process: siRNA processing. Gene Ontology annotation, molecular function: ribonuclease III activity; RNA binding. The record is from RefSeq and is a predicted model, not a curated record. NCBI's taxonomy places the organism in Eukaryota, Viridiplantae, Streptophyta, Magnoliopsida, Rosales, Rosaceae.